AUGGACCUCUUCUCACGGCGUCGUCUCAAAGAACUCGACCUGCAAACCGCCGACUGCUUCGACUGCCACGACGCAUUCGGCUACGGAAAUUUCCAGCGAGGAAUGCUGCUCGUGGCAGUUCUCUCCUCGUUCGUCAUGAACUGCCACGCGAUCGCGUUCGCACUGAUCUCAGAAGACGUGGACCACUGGUGCCGGCGGCCACCUGGGCUGAACAUGUCCACCGCCGAUUGGAAGAGCGCGGCCAUCCCGGUGGAAGCCGACGGGCGGUUCAGCCGAUGCCUGGUCUACUCGAACAGGGGCGACGGCAACGACACCGCGGCAGUCGAGUGCGACGCCUGGGACUACGACGCUGAGCGCGCGCCCACCACCACAGUGAGCCGCUGGAACCUGGUCUGCCACCGGCGCUGGCUCAACACCGUCGCCAACAUAGUGUACAGUGCAGGCUCGCCGAUUCUCGUGAUCGCGGCGGGGCACAUGGCCGACCGCGGCGGUCGCAAGCCGGUCCUGUGGGUCUCGGUCUCAAUGCUGCUGACCAUAUCGUUCGCGGGCUGCUUCGCCGACACCUACAGCAUGUACCUUUCGACCAGGUUCCUCGCGGCCGGUUUCGGCGCGACCAACGUGGCCGUCAGCCUCGUGAUGCUUUUCGAAGGGUCUGGCUACAGCGACCGAGUCUUGAUGACCACCUUCGCCUCGUCAUUCCCGUUCCUGCUGUCCGAUAUGUGGUCUCAGCUGCUUCGGCUGAGCUCGGUUCAUCUGGCUUCAGCGCGCGUCAGCUGGUUUCUGCUGCAGGUCGUCCUCCUGGCACCCACUCUACUCCUCGUGGUCGCGUUCGCCAUCACCCAGGAGUCGCCACGAUGGCUCAUCGCCAAGCGGGACCUGCAGGGAGCCGGCGUCGCCAUGUUGUCCGCGGCCGAGGUCAACAAUUUCGAGCCGUUCAGCAUCGACUGGCUGAUGAACAUGUUGAAAGUCGAGGCUGUCAGGAACGACGCCAUGAAGAAAGUCUACACACCGUCCAGCUCCCCCGGAGGCGACAUGCGGCGGCGCGCCUUGGUUGCGCUCGCGACGCAAGCCGUGAUCACUUUCGCCGCCCACGUGUUUCUCCUCUCGUCGGCAGCGACGAGCGUGAGACACCUCUGGUGGGCCUCGACCGGCGCCACGAUGUUGAGCUACGCGAUUCUAUACGUCCUCGCAGCGCGGGCGGUCGCCAUGACGCAGCUCCUUAGGGUCAGCCUCGUGACUCUGAUACUCUUGGCGUGCUGCAUGAGCGUCAGUGCCACGGCGGCCAGUCUGGCUCCGCUUUUGGCGGCGAUAUUCAUCGCGGCCAAGACGAUCGCCUACUUGGCAAUCGUCGUGCACGCAGUGUACGUCGUCGAGGCGUUCCCCACACCAGUGCGAGUCACGGCGUUGGCUUGGGUGUCGGCCUGCGGCCGCGUAGGUGCCAUCGCCGCAUACCCGACGUCCGGGCUUCGAGACGUGGGCCGCGAAGAUGUGAGCCUGGCCAUAGUGGCGUCCUUGUUGUUCGCCACGCUGAUGGCGUUUCGCGCGUUGCCUGCGGGGCAACCGUCCCAGAAAAUGGUAUCUCGCAGACCCUCGAUGACGAGCAAAGCGAGCACUGAAAUCGUGAAGCUCGUGGCUCGCAGGUCCUCGACGUCCAGCAACCCAACCAUUGACGUCAUGAAGGAGUCCUUGGAGCUGCCGCUGCCACCGAGCCGCAAGACUUCCAAGAGUCGUUCCUGCUCAACGAGCUCCAAGUCAAGUCUUUUCUUCCCGCCAGGGAAGGCGCAGCACGGACUCAGCUGA
Dermacentor silvarum is the source of this 1800-nucleotide messenger RNA. RefSeq names its product solute carrier family 22 member 13-like. The transcript has a single exon. Gene Ontology annotation, biological process: transmembrane transport. The record is from RefSeq and is a predicted model, not a curated record. Gene Ontology annotation, molecular function: transmembrane transporter activity. The coding region runs from base 1 to 1800 and encodes 599 amino acids. Gene Ontology annotation, cellular component: membrane. Lineage: Eukaryota; Metazoa; Arthropoda; Arachnida; Ixodida; Ixodidae.